Molecule: messenger RNA, 2685 nt
Organism: Pseudo-nitzschia multistriata
Lineage: Eukaryota; Bacillariophyta; Bacillariophyceae; Bacillariales; Bacillariaceae
Source: the annotation of a GenBank genome assembly
GCAUACCGCGACAAGUCUCUUCAUGUCAUCCCUGAUUUACAUGUCGUCUGUGAGCCACAACCGCAAAAUUUAAAGAUGUCUUGUAUUGCAGCGUAGAAAAGUUGGAACGUAACGGAUUACUAUCAUGCAGGCACAAUGCGGUCGCUGGAAUACACGAGGGCAGAGUUGCAGGGUAGAGUUCCGCGGCGUAGUUGUGAUGCAGUGCAAUACACUGGAGGUAUGCAAGCCAAUCAUCUCUUCAUUUUACCUCCGUCGAUUUUCCUCUCAACUGGGUCUACCGAGAAAAAACGAGACUGCGCAGUCUAUCCGAUGCGGUCGAUUGUAUUUGACAGCAGAGUAUCGUUCCUCACCGAACCGUUCCGUCUCUCAUGCGGCAUGGUGUUGUUCCGCCUCAGGGGUGUCCAUGAAUAUCGAAAGCGCACAGGCGCCUACAAUCAAGCUGGCUCCGACGUAAUCCGAAGUCCCAAAAGUUUCUCCCAGGGCAAUCGCCCCGCACCCUGCGGCAAAUAGGGGUUCGGUCGUGAGAAUGAGAGAUGCAUCGGUAGCGGGUACCUCGGCAAAGGCAAUCGACUCAACCCAGAGGGCAAGGGCCGUGGUGAUCAAUCCCGUGUACAUGAUUCCUCCCAUGGCGGUCGUCGAGUGCAAAAUCGGAUCGAAAUCGGGGAGCCUCAGCGACAGAUCGGAAAAGCUUCCUCCGUGUAGCAACGGCGAAAAUUCGAACAUGAGAAAGGAUGCCGCCGUCACCACAGUGAGUUUGAUCGCCGAUACCGGAAGGGCGGUCUCGGGCUUUCUGGCCAUGAUGUUCUCGAGGAUCAGAUACCCCAUGCCAAAGCCAAUCGGUUGCGCAAAACUCAAUGCAUCCCCAAUCGUAGGACUCCCACCGGCUCCCUUGAGUUCCACAAUGGCAACCCCUACCACCGCCACGAGUGCCGGCACCAGGCGCUUCACAUCGAAUUUCGCGGAACCGAGUUGGUCAGAGGCAGCCUUCUGGACCCUCCAUAUCUCUGCGAUGAGCGCCACAAAUACACAGUGCAUGCUGCAAAUAACACAGGAUUUCGACGCCGUGGUAGAGAGCAACCCCAGCGUUUGUCCAAGGUAUCCAAAGGCUACCCACGAACCGCACACAAUCGAUUCCUUGAGGGUCUCCAUGUCCAUGACGGGGGUUCUGCUGUCGCUCUCGCCGUCGCUCUCUUUCCCCCGAACGACGGAUCGGAUCGCAAAGGGGGCCAGGGAGGCAGCGGCAAUCCCAAACCGACUCAGGGCGUACAGGGAAGAAUCCACACCAGGCUCGGCCAUGACCAGUUUGGCUGCGGCAAAAUUGGACGCCCACAGGGCACACAAGACCACAAUGACUCCCCUCCAGGCAACGGGUUCUAUCCAGUCGGGAAGACCCCCAGUGGUUUCCUCUGGUGGUGGAAAUGAGGUAGGGGAUGGAUCGACGAGGAAUUGCGUUUCCGAAAGCAGGGCUUCGGUCGACGCCGUUUCGUUCGCAGACGAUACUACAGACGAUGCGAGCGCCGAACUGCUCGAUAUUUCCGUCGUGGCGAGUAAUUCAUCGUUUGUGCUGGUAGAGGAUUGGAGGAGAUGGAGCCUUGUCGAAGCAGGAGAGACUUUUAUUAUUUGGCCCGGUGUUCGGUCCCUCGGUUGUGCUCGUGACAGCGAAUUGCUCGGUGAAAAGCCAUUGGUGGUUGCAAUGGCUACGGCACAGGAUAGAACGGUAGCAAGUUUCAUCAUUGGAGAAUAAAUAACUUGACAGUUGCGUCCUUCUAUCUACGGAUUGAAUGUGCAAUUAACUUCCAAAAGGCACUCCGAUUGCUCUGCUCUGGUGUCUCAGAUUGUGGUUGACAGGUGAGCGCGGUGAAAACAAGAGACACCGUGUGGUUUGGACGAACCAAAACUUCAACGAAACCAAUCGCCAACGCCUUUGUGUCUUUAAUGUCAGUAGGCACUGUACAGUAGUACGUGUAACGAAAGGUACGUACGAGCGUUCCGUGUAUGGUACCACAGGACCAUUCUCUUCGUCGGAGUGAUUUGCGCGGAGUAGCUACGCAAUCAGAAGUACUAUGUUUUACAGUACUUUGCGUGCACCCCAUCCGUAAUCGUACGGUGCCAAACAUCCUCCCAUCCAUUUCGCGGCAGACACACACCAGCUUGUACGAAAACGUGAUAAGUCGCUGACUCUCAAUACCAUUUUUUUGUUACCAGGUACGUUUGUUACCGUCAGCAUCGGUACCAGGUACGAGUAGCAGCCUACAAGCUCAGGCACUUCAGUCGUAAAAAUCCGAGCCAUGAAAUUUCAUUGAGUCGCAGAGAACCGUGGAAAGUGUUCCUGGUCAUUCCAUAUGACACACAAUCCAAUCGAAUCUUAGAAAAUUCAUGGAAGUCAAAAAUGAUACUGUAACGCGUGAAUCACUGGCUGUAUACACAUUCAAAAAGAAAAGCCUUCGAACCAUGGCUGACACCAAUUUUGCAUUUACACGCACGAAGUGAAUUUUCAUCUAUUGCCCUACCGUACGAUGUUACGGUACGUACGUACUCUGUGUUGUGGCGACAGUACGUACCAGUUAAUUCGAUAUAAAAUGCGUUAACCGUAAAAAGCCUACGGACAGGAAAAAAAGUAAUUUUACUUGAACUGAUUUACACCAAAAAUUAUUACUAGUAAUCAUCACGGUUAAUUUUGUUAAU